Paramuricea clavata is the source of this 1431-nucleotide messenger RNA. NCBI's taxonomy places the organism in Eukaryota, Metazoa, Cnidaria, Anthozoa, Malacalcyonacea, Plexauridae. The record is from the annotation of a GenBank genome assembly.
AUGGCUAAUAUCCAAGUGUGGGUCACCCUAUUCAUUACGUUCAGUACAUUAAUAUAUAUCAGUAUCCGUGACCUUGUUGCUCCACAGUUUGGUAAGGUUGAGAAAAUAGACAGUCCUGUAAAGAAUAACGAAAACUUAAAGCUGACGUACAAUCUUCAAAAAGAUGGAGCCGACAUUAGCCAGUGUGGUAAUCUUAAAGGUAACAUGAAGAGCGACAACCCGUUCACAUCACCUAAAAGUUUCGAUAAACGUACAAGCAUUUUCGAUGUUUCAGAAAAUUUAAAAGAGACGUACCAUCUUGAAGGUGAUGAAGACAACAUUAGCCCGCCUAACAUUCCUAAAGAUAACGUAAACAAGGACAUUGCAUUCACAUCUCCGAAACGUCCUUUCGAAAACAAUAAAGAAUCCCAUUCUCAAUCAAAAGAACUAGGAUUAAGGCUGAGCAGUUAUUCCCCAAACACUGAUUCCCCUCUACUGAAGACUACUACUAAAGAGCUAUCUUCGGUGAAUACUAAAAAUGCCACCAUACAAUCAGAAAAUACUUCCUUGGUUUGGGAUAAUACACUGUUCUUGUGUGUCACAGCCAACUUGACAAGUUAUGAAACUCUUCCAAAUCGUCCAGAGUUACCUGUGAUAGAAAACAGUAACUUUACCAUAACAGGAACACAGGAGUCGUUAAAACUUACUGAAGCGAAGCACAUUGCGGAAGGUGCUAUUGACUUCACGGGAAAGCAUCGUUCAAAAACUCCAGGAAAUAGUUCAAAGUCUUCAAUAGAAAGCAGCAAUUUUACCACAACAGACACGGAGGGAGCAUCAACACUUUUUGCCUCGAAAGGCGGGAAUGAUUUCACUAUUGACUCGACGGAGAAACCUAUUACUUCUAGUAAUCCAAAAUGUUUAACAAAUCGUGACUCACCUUUGACAGAAAGCAGUGAUUUUGCCACCAAAGGUAUACCUGAAUCACUUUCACUUACUGCAUUAACAGCAGAAAGAGAGGCAUUGUUCGACAAAUCGCCUAUUAAUUUGGCGGAAGAGCAUUUUACGAAUACGAGCUCAAAAACAAAUCAUUCAAUGUCACCUUUACUGGAAAAUAAUGAUCUUACAACCAAAGAAAUACCAGCAAAAGAUGCAGCAUUAAUUUGGGAUGAUGAGGUUGAUGGAAUUGAAUAUAGCUAUCCAUUUUUUCACCUGACAUUUUCCCUUGCUACAUUGUAUCUGAUUAUGUCUAUUACAAACUGGUAUAGACUGGACGAAGGAGAGCAUCUCACUGUGAGACUGGUACAAAGUUGGAGUGCAGUGUGGCUGAGAAUAUCCGCGAGUAUAUUUUGUUCCUUUCUUUUGAUAUGGUCAAUGAUAAUACCUCUCGUGUUUCCAGAUACAUACAAGGAUCUGCUGUUCUUUCAGUACCUGACGAGUCUACCUAAAUUUUAA